Molecule: messenger RNA, 2533 nt
Organism: Python bivittatus (Burmese python)
Lineage: Eukaryota; Metazoa; Chordata; Lepidosauria; Squamata; Pythonidae
Gene: PIGR
Product: polymeric immunoglobulin receptor
Cellular component (GO): plasma membrane
Molecular function (GO): transmembrane signaling receptor activity
Source: RefSeq, a predicted model, not a curated record
CAGUUCUUAAGAAAUUCAGUAUUGCACCAGCUGUACUCAGGAACAAAGAGCUAACAAAGAAAGAAGUGUCUCAAGAUUUUUAAAAAACAUAAUAGGAAAAUUGAAAAAAGGAGGAUUUGGAUCAGUAACUUAUUCUGCUCAGCUAAACCUGGACAGAACCUUGGAUCUCAGGACUAUCUUUUGAAAUGGCUCUCCUGUUCUUUGUCUUGGCCUUAACUUUUAUCCAGGCUGAAUCUGAAAGUGUUUCAGAUUCAAAUGUCCUUUUUGGGCCAAAGCAGGUAACUGGAUUGCUUGGUGGUUCUGUGAGUAUAAAAUGCUUCUAUCCUCCCAGUACUGUGAACAUUCAUUCCAGGAAGUACUGGUGCAAGGAAUCAACAAGACAUUGUUACACCUUUAUUUCUUCUAAUGGUUUUGUUGCCAAAGAUUACAAUGACAGAGCCUCCAUAACUGACUUUUCAGAGAAUGGCAUAUUCACCAUAGAAAUAUCAGACCUGAGGAGCAAAGACGUGGGUCUGUACAGAUGUGGCAUUGGUUUAAAUGAUUACGGACUGUCCUUUAAAGUCAAGCUGGAAGUUACUGAAGAUCCAGUACUACCUGAAGAAGCUCAACUUUAUUAUGCUGAGCAGCAAAAAACAGUGACUAUGACCUGUGACUUUGGUAUUCAGUAUGCAAGUGAAAGGAAGUACCUGUGCAAGAUGACAAAGACCAACUGUUACAAUGUGAUUGAUACAUACGGAAAUGUUGAACCAUCCUACUUAGGAAGAGUUCUGUUGACCAAUCUUGAUACUCCUGGAUCUUUCAGUGUCAUUAUGAGCCAGUUAAAGAAGGAAGAUGCAGGUUUAUAUCUUUGUGGAGCUGGGAAUUAUGGAACAGAUGGAGAAUCCAAGGAACUGGAUCUACACGUCUAUGAAGAUAGAUUGGCACCUAAACAACAGACAGUGCUAAAGGGAGUCCAGGGUGGUUCUGUGACUGUUGAAUGUCAUUAUGAUCCAAAAGAGAAUGAUACAUUGAAAUACUGGUGCAAGUGGAGACAACAUGGCUGCACUGAAAUAAUAAACAGCAAUGGAUACGUGCUGGAUUCCUAUGAGGGAAGAGUUGUGAUGCAUGAUGAUUCAGAAAAUGGCACAUUCACUAUCAUUCUGAACCAACUACAGAAGAAUGACAUAGGCUAUUACUGGUGUAUGACGGAUGGAAAAGAGGAAAGGAAGUCCUCAGCGGAGGUCACGAUUGUAGAAGGGAAACCUGCAUUACAAGCCGAAAAAGAAAUCCAGGCUGUUGCUGGCUCCCCACUAACUAUAUCAUGCUCUUAUCCAUGCAAAUAUUUUACAUAUGAGAAAUAUUGGUGCAAGUGGAAGAACACUGGAUGUAAACCUCUCAUCUCAUCUGAACAAAACCAGAGUGGCUUGGUAGUUAACUGUGAUAAAGAUAGUAGAAUUUUGUCUUUGACGUUUGACCAGGUGGCACCCACAGACCAAGGCUGGUAUUGGUGUGGUGUCAGACAAGGGCAGCAAUAUGGAGAAACAGUUGCAGUACAUCUGCAAGUAGAAGGAGUACCUCAAAACGGUAACGACUUUUCCAUAUUCAAUGAAGACCAUGAUAUUGCCAUUCCUGGAAUAAAUCCUAAUAGGAAUUCUCCUUUAAGCAAAGUCAAUCAGGCAGCUGAAGGUGAAAGUUCAACAGGCAGCCAUGCUGAAAAUAAAAAUUCUGUUGUUCUUCUUGCCACUUUGAUCCCCCUUGGAAUUGUAUUUCUGCUUCUCAUCACAGUCUUUACUAUAAAGAAGUUCAGAUUAUUUAAGAAUUCUGAUCUUGUAUCAGUUGGAAGCUACAGGACAAAUAUCAGCAUGACAGAUUUUGAGAAUGCGAGACAGUAUGGGGCAAAGGACAAUGCAUGCCUGGAAGAAAUUCAUGAGACCCAAAUAGGGAAGAAGGAUGAGUAUGCAAGUAAACCUGGCAGUCCUAAGGAGGCUGGUAAAUUAAAGAAACCAAAGAGGGGCUCCAAAGAGGAAGUUGAAAUGGCUUACACAACUUUCCUGCUUAAUUCAGACAACAUUUCUUCUAAAAUAACCUCGCCAGAGCAAUAGAAGCAAUCAGCCGAAUAGUCUCAUUUGGGACGGUUCUGAAGACCAGCAAAAACUAAUUAUGCCUUAAUGACUGAAGACAGAUCAUGACUGGAAUCAACAAACAAAUUCUUAUACUCAUUGAAAUUCUGAUAAUUUUCCUGAAUUGUUUCAGUUCUAUCACUACUUAUCCAGUUAGACACUUCUAAGUCUGGUAUAUUGCUUUAAGAGUAAACAGCUUCAUUCAAAUUGAAGAAUAAGCUUCUUAACUUUAUAAACACAACUGAUUGUUUUUUGAAAUGAUGUUUUAAGCCAUUGCCUGCAUAGAACAGAAAUGCAUUUGUUCAGGAAUUUUGCAUGUGUGAUUUGGUUGUCUUCAUACAGAAACCAGAAACUCUAGAGAUCCUAAUGGGAAUGCAUUUUCAUAAAAUAUUGGAUUACUCAAUCGGGGGCAUGGAGGGACUUUUUUUUUUCCA